Messenger RNA from Ostrea edulis (European flat oyster), 659 nucleotides. RefSeq names its product transcription initiation factor TFIID subunit 13-like. The record is from RefSeq and is a predicted model, not a curated record. Gene Ontology annotation, cellular component: transcription factor TFIID complex. Lineage: Eukaryota; Metazoa; Mollusca; Bivalvia; Ostreida; Ostreidae. Gene Ontology annotation, biological process: transcription by RNA polymerase II. Gene Ontology annotation, molecular function: protein heterodimerization activity. Bases 16 to 444 code for a protein of 142 amino acids. The transcript is spliced from 5 exons.
CCUCGGAGACCGAAAAUGAAACCGGAAGUUCAAUGUGUUUAUGCUAAUAGACCCAGGAGUGUCGUUAGAUCUUUCAACAUGGCGGAAGGAGGAGACUUUCAGUUCGAUGAAGAUGAAGUAGAAGAUGAUAUUCCAUUAGAAAAGAGAAAGAAAAUAUUUCUAAAAGAAUUGCGCUGUAUGAUGUAUGGAUUUGGGGAUGACAGGAAUCCAUACACUGAAAGUGUAGAACUUCUAGAUGAUCUAGUCAUUGAAUACAUCACAGAAAUGACAAAGAAGGCAAUGGAGGUUGGACGCCCAGGCAGAAUUUCUGUGGAGGACAUCAUCUUUCUGAUUCGAAAAGACCCAAAGAAAUACUCGCGUGUAAAAGAACUUCUGAUGAUGAAUGAGGAACUGAGGAAAGCUAGAAAGGCUUUUGAUGAAAUUAAAUAUGCUGCAACAAAAUGACAAUUCGAAGUUAUGUAAACACCUGGGUAUCAUGAAAAUGACAAAAUCACGCCUCUGGUAAAUUUGACUGUUGGAAUUAGCUGUGAUCUGGUAUCCACACAUUUUCAGAACUUUUCCUUGAGUUCUGAUUUGAACUAAAUGCCUGUUCUGGAGAUGCAGUGGUGUUUGAUAGAUGUAGUUGCAUGCCAUUCAGAGCAUAAAAUAUUUAUAUGUAA